Messenger RNA from Rhineura floridana, 1223 nucleotides. Its product is annotated as olfactory receptor 10A7-like. NCBI's taxonomy places the organism in Eukaryota, Metazoa, Chordata, Lepidosauria, Squamata, Rhineuridae. Gene Ontology annotation, biological process: G protein-coupled receptor signaling pathway. The transcript is spliced from 2 exons. Bases 108 to 1037 code for a protein of 309 amino acids. The record is from RefSeq and is a predicted model, not a curated record. Gene Ontology annotation, molecular function: G protein-coupled receptor activity; olfactory receptor activity. Gene Ontology annotation, cellular component: membrane.
AUCUAAAGGGCCUGUUUCUCUUUAUCUAAUGGUGGGCCAGGCCCAGCAUGGAGUCAGAUGUACAGGACCUGCUGAUGAAGAAGAAGUAAACUCUUUCAAAAAACCCAAUGAAUUUUACAGAAGGAGGGAAUGAAUUUGUCCUCUGGGGCUUAAGCAAUUAUCCUGACCUCCAGGUGCUUUUAUUCAUUGUCUUUCUAUUGGUUUACAUCAUAACAAUGUUGGGGAACAUGCUCAUUUUCAUCAUGGCCAUGGUAGAUCCAUCACUUCACACACCAAUGUAUUUCUUCCUCAAGCUCUUGUCUUUCAUGGAUAUUUGCUACUCGUCUGUGACUCUUCCCAAAAUGCUGGUGAAUUUCCUCUCAGAGGACAAGAGAAUUUCCUAUGCUGGCUGUGCCACGCAAAUGUUCUUCUUGAUUUUCUUGGGGGCAUCGGAGUGCUUCCUCCUGGCAGCCAUGGCCUAUGAUCGUUAUGUGGCCAUAUGCAAACCACUGAGGUACAUGGCGAUCAUGAACAAGAAAGUCUGCCUUUCACUGACUGUCUUCUCGUGGUUCAUUGGCAACAUGGUGUCUCUGGUUCAGACCGCUUGGGUGUUUACCUUACCAUUCUGUGGAUCAAAUCAAAUUAAUUAUUUUUUCUGUGAUAUCCCCCCACUCAUUAAGCUUUCCUGUACUGAUACUUCUUUGUAUGAGAUGCAGCUCUUUAUAGCUACUGUACUAGUUAUUUGUACCCCCUUUUCCCUUAUCCUAGUGUCCUAUUGUCUGAUUCUUUCCAACAUCCUGAAAAUGGCAUCAUCUGACGGCCUUCAAAAAGCUUUCUCCAUCUGCUCUUCUCAUAUCUUGGUGGUGUCCUUGUAUUAUGGGAGUAGUAGCUUGAUUUAUCUAAGGCCAAAAUCACUUCAUACACAGUAUAAUAAUAAAUUCUUAGCUUUGACGUACACCACCAUCACUCCCAUGCUGAACCCCAUUAUCUACAGCCUAAGGAACAAGGAAGUCAAUGGGGCAAUUAGGAGGCUGGUGAGAAAGACAAUGAACAGAUGAAGUUCAACCAGCAUACUUUCAAUUGCCAGUGAUAUGUAAUUCAAGCAUGGUUGGAAUGUAUCAAAAGUGAUGCUAAAAAGACGCAAGAGACAGUUUUAUCCAGAGGACAGCAUGUUGAAAUUUGGCAUGGUCAAUUUCAAAUCCUAAUUUACCCCAAUAUUGGAGUAGCAUUGGGGAAAUUACGUU